UCUACGCUCAUUGCUAUUCACAGGGAGCGUCGGUUGUUCUUCUCCGCGGAGCGAGGCGAGCCGGCGGAUGACAGACCACUGACUGACAGUGUCGGCGGAUGACAGCUCCUCACGUGCAAGUAUCCGCAUCCUGGUCCGUCCAGCAGAGAGUCCGGGGCUGGUUGGAUCAUUAUAUUUCCUCGUGGGCAGCGGUACAGUACCUGUGACGGCACAGAGAUGACGUUAUGAUGGCGUCCCGGUAACAGGAGCAUCCCGCCAGCUCCCUGACAGAGACCGUCAGCUGACGUCACACAUUUCGCCUUCUGCAGAUUCGACUCCACUUGUAUUCUGACCCGGAUCUGAAAUGCUGAAGGCGCUGGUGAGACACGUCCGUCGGUACCCCUGGGCCUCUAACGUCACGGUGUACGGGUGCCUGUUCGCGGGGGGGGACCUGGUGCACCAGCUGCUCUCGCGCAGGGACAACAUGGACUGGACCCACACGCGCAACGUCGCCGUGGUCGGGUUCGGUUUCCAUGGCAACUUCAGCUUCUUCUGGAUGCGCUUCCUGGAGCGGAGGUUCCCCGGGAACUCUGCCCGGAUGGUGGUGAGGAAGCUGCUGCUGGACCAGUCCAUAGCCGGGCCCCUGGCCACCUCUGUCUUCUACACAGGUGUCAGCUUCUUGGAAGGAAAGGAGGAUGUCUUUGAAGACUGGAGAAAAAAAUUCUUGAAUACGUAUAGGACGGGGCUGAUGUACUGGCCGUUCAUGCAGUUUCUGAACUUUGCCUUCGUGCCUCUAUUCGUACGGACCACGUUCACCGGCUGCUGCGCCUUCGUCUGGGCCAUAUUCCUGUGUUUCUCACAGCAGAGCGGCGAUGGCACGGCCGGUGCUGCUCUGAAAUGGAUGUUCUCCAAUAAACAGGAUGAAUCAGAAGCCACAAAGGAGAAAGUGGAAACUGAAGUCAAGGUACCGGCGCUCAAAGAGGGAACAGCAGCGUCUAAAUCUACUCAGAACUGAAACACGCUGAGCAGGAAAACACUGGUAGGAACAGGAUACGACUGGUCCAGUGGACAGCUGUCCUGUCUGUGGUUGAUGUUGCACUGACACUGGCAGAGUUUGACUCUAAAGUCUCAAAGUAAAGUGUGACAUAUGCUGUAAGGUGGUUUGGGACUGUAUGUAUGAAUCUACAGCAUAUUUUUCAAUACUUCAACAAGAUAUAUCAGUUCCAUGGGAAAAGACAUUCAAUCCCAUUCUUCUUGUCAUGCUAUAUUUCUCGGGUUUUAAUUUCAAACACACAUGAGGUCUUCUAAUGUCUGGGACAGAUGGUGUAUUGAUGGAUGUUCCAGAUUCCUCAGAUUUUCACCUAAAUGAAAAACUGGAACGAGUGGGCGGAGAUCAUUUUUAACACUAUGUGAAGUGGCAGCUUACACAUUAGCUCAGAUCUUAAAGUUCAAUACUUGAAGAACUAUCAUUCUAAACAUUCAAAUAGGGCUCUUUCCUUAUGAGCAAAAGUGCUUUGACUGUUAUUUGCAUCUGUAACAGAGUGCCUGUCUGUAUUCAUUCCAGCUUACACUAGGGGCACACUGCACAAGUACAAGUUUUUACAUUGAUAUUUAUAUAAUUUGUAUUAUACAUAAGGACCAUCAUGCACUGAGCAAACAGGAGGGAUGUGGAAGAAAACAGCUUAAACAUAUCAUAAAACACAUGUUUGUUUUCCACAUUUUAACUUUUUUUCUCUACAUCUAAACAAGUGCAAAUGAAAUACUACUGAAUACCUCGAGUUUGUCUGAUAAUUAUUUAACAACUAUUAACAGCAUGAAUGUUGACUUGCUACCUGCUUGAUGUCGUACUUGUACUUCACAUGUGACACUGUGGAGUGUUGCUUUGCCCGGUUUUCAGAUUGUUUUAACACAGUUUGCUAUUAUAACCUUUUUCUCCACGUUUGACCUCUGUGAAAAUGUUACAUUAUAGGUUUCACUUGUCAGCAGUGACUCUUGAAAUGUAACAUCAGCUCCUUCUACAGUUUUCUACAGAGGUCAUUUUAUAAAUAGAGAGCAGCUCAGUAUGAGACCUGACUGUUAUUCCUAUACAUAGAGUGUAAAGGGUUAUGGGAAAGUACUCCCUUCUCUUCUCAGGUAGAUAAACAAAACAUUCACACUUUUGCAUGUUUCAUUGUGUUCCCACGUAAUAAUGAAAGUCUUGAUGUAUCUAUUUUUGUUUUUCCCAGCUAAAUUGAUACGGUGGUAAUGAUACUAAAGCAUUUGAAUUGGUGCACAGAAAAAAAACACUA
Limanda limanda (common dab) is the source of this 2267-nucleotide messenger RNA. RefSeq names its product bMERB domain-containing protein 1-like. Gene Ontology annotation, cellular component: membrane; cytoplasm; microtubule cytoskeleton. Lineage: Eukaryota; Metazoa; Chordata; Actinopteri; Pleuronectiformes; Pleuronectidae. The record is from RefSeq and is a predicted model, not a curated record. The coding region runs from base 344 to 994 and encodes 216 amino acids. The transcript has 4 exons. Gene Ontology annotation, biological process: negative regulation of microtubule depolymerization.